Beta vulgaris subsp. vulgaris (sugar beet) is the source of this 1406-nucleotide messenger RNA. Its product is annotated as peroxisomal nicotinamide adenine dinucleotide carrier. Gene Ontology annotation, biological process: transmembrane transport; nucleotide transport. The record is from RefSeq and is a predicted model, not a curated record. The transcript has 12 exons. Lineage: Eukaryota; Viridiplantae; Streptophyta; Magnoliopsida; Caryophyllales; Amaranthaceae. The coding region runs from base 171 to 1271 and encodes 366 amino acids.
AAACUGAAAAUAAGUCCAAAAGAACACGGCCACAUAGUCGUCUAAAGUUUAAACGAGAGUGUUAUCUAUUUCUCCUGCCUGUGGCGGAAAAUAAUACAGUAGUGACGCUCUGCUUCUUCAACUUGGACAUCUAUGUUCCUCCUCUGCUAAUGCAUUGAUCAGGAAAAGGCAUGUCAAGCGCUUUAGCAAAUGGACUUGCAGGAGCUGGAGGUGGUUUGAUUGCUCAGAUAUUAACGUACCCUCUUCAAGCGGUUAACACACGCCAGCAAACUGAGAGAGUUGUCAAGAAAGGGAUAAAUGAUCACCAUGGAACUUCACCCUCUAAACAACAGCGUCCUGGAGGCACAAUUGUUCAAUUGUUUCAGGUAAUAAAAACUGAGGGUUGGGGUGGACUUUACAGUGGCCUAAAGCCUUCUCUGUUUGGAACUGUUGCUUCAAUGGGUGUGUAUUAUUACUUCUACCAAGUUUUCAAGAACAAGGCAGAGUUAAUUGCAGCAACGCGCAAGGGCAGAGGGCUGGGUGAUGGAAAUGUUGGAAUGAUUUCAUGGCUUGCUGUUGCAGCUAUUUCUGGAUCCUUGAAUGUUUUGCUUACAAAUCCGAUCUGGGUACUCGUCACUCGGAUGCAGACACAAACCCAAGCAGAAAGAAAUAUAAUGGAGAGAAAGAGGGAGGCCCUUCAGAGGGAAGCUUCCGAGAACAGUGCUAUAGCAUCCACCUUACAAGACAAGUUGGUUGAACUCGAAUUGUUGAAACCGAAACCAUAUGGAACACUGCAAGCGGCAGCUGAGAUCUACAAUGAAGCAGGAAUUAGAGGUUUUUGGAAGGGUAUUAUUCCUACUCUUAUUAUGGUUUGCAACCCGUCAAUCCAAUUCAUGAUUUAUGAGACCUCACUAAGGUCUCUCAAAGAGAAACGGACAACAAACAAGCAUGGAGUGAAGCAAAUAACAGCUUUGGAGGUGUUCUUUCUUGGUGCUGUGGCUAAACUCGGUGCAACAGUUGUAACAUAUCCUUUGCUAGUAGUCAAGUCAAGGCUGCAGGCAAAACAAGAUAUUGGCAAUAAUGUCUCAUUGAGAUACUCAGGUACCGUAGAUGCAAUAGUUAAAAUGAUACAGUAUGAAGGAUUGCUGGGAUUUUACAAAGGGAUGAGCACAAAAAUAGUGCAGAGUGUUUUUGCUGCCUCUGUACUAUUCAUGGUAAAGGAAGAGCUUGUGAAGGCGAUUACGGUUCUAGCCGAUAAGACCCGCAAGAUCAGACUUAAUGCACUCAGAUAAUCUCACUAGCAGUGCGCAUGAAAUUACUAGUACUGAAACUUAGAACACAGAAUAGUAUUUGAUGUACAUAGAUCUCUUUUUUCCUUGACAACAGGUGAAAAUUUAUCAAGGUUUGAUUGUGAAAAAUUGGGUCAA